Molecule: messenger RNA, 2302 nt
Organism: Xenia sp. Carnegie-2017
Lineage: Eukaryota; Metazoa; Cnidaria; Anthozoa; Malacalcyonacea; Xeniidae
Product: myb-like protein X
Exons: 6
Coding region: 298-2163 (621 amino acids)
Source: RefSeq, a predicted model, not a curated record
CGGAAGCCCUUUAGCUUCUGAAAAUUGUAAUUGCAAUUCAGUGAAGUAUUGGCUCCCUGAAAAAAAAUACAAAGCUUUAAAUGGACUGUUUUAUGAAGAGAUAUAUCCAUUAAAUCAAAACCUCUUGUCUGGGAAAGCUCAACGGAGAUUUCUUGUCUCUUUACCAAAAUAUUGCAAAUUUGAAGAGAAAAACAAUCUAAUAUUACGAAAAUAUAAUGGUUAUCCUGGAUUUCACCAUCUUUAUGGAUUUUCACAGGUAUUGAUAAAGAAUGGUGAUGAUUUUGGAAUUGUUUAGCAAUGUUGAUUAAAUGCAAUGAUUCAAUAAUAUGUGCUGGUAUAAAUCGUGGCUUUCAAGAUGCCCCAAGGCAACAGUUGACAAGAAAAUUGCUAACAUUGCAGACAGAUUCUGCUGAUUAUAAUGUGGACCCUCAACUUUAUUGGACAUUCCUUUGCAUUGCUACUUUUUGCAUAUUCAUCAUUCUCAUUGUAUUGUGUGCAAAAAGUAGAAAGAAUAGUAAAGGAAAUGUGGCUUAUAAUUCACAUGAUGGAAAUGUGACAAUAUUAUCAUCACAAAUAGUUACAUCCACAGAUACAAAUUCCAACCAAACCAUAGCACCUCUACCCAAUUCAGAUGCUGCUGAUACUAGUAAAGUUGAUGGUUCUGUGGUGGAAAAAACUCAAGAAAAUGUGAUGGAGAAUAAAGAAGAAGAUCACCAGAUAAUGAAGAGCAAACACGUGAGCAUUAGCAUUGAUCAAGGUAGAAGUAAUAAUGACAGUGAGACAGAGAAUUCUAAAAGAAAAAUAGUGAGAAGGAUACAUCAUCAACACAAAAAUAAUGAUCAUUCAAACAAGACUGUUUUGCCAAAGACAUUCUCUCAACGAAUCCGUCCAUCAUUAAAGAAAAAACAAGGAACAAAAGUCUACCAGCCAAAAGAGAAAAAUGCUUCAAAUAGUUCAAUAACAUCUCAUGAUAAUCGUCAUAGUAUUGUUAAUCGUGAACUACCCAAGACACCAUCUCAUGAACAUUCAAGUGAUUUAGGUAAAAAAAUGACAAGGCUUAAUGUGCCUGUUGGGGAUGACAAUGAUUCUGGUCAUUAUGAUUCUGUUGAUGAUUCAUUAAAAGUGAGAGAUGACAAUUAUGAAGAAGGAUAUAAUGCUUAUGAAAGUGUAACUCCCAAGGAAGUACUUGUAACUCAAGGUGUCGCAAUAAAGCCCAACACUACUCCCUAUGAAAGUGUGGACAUCUCUGAGUACGAAGAACCUAACAUCUUUAGAAAUCGAAGUUUUUCAGACCUUCCUAAAUCUUCCACUCCAAGAUUAGUUACUACUGAAACAAAAUCAGUCACACUGCAUAGCCCCCAAAACAGUGCAUCAAAACUACCACCUUAUGAAAAUCAUCACAUAGUAAACAACGAUUAUGACGAUAAUGAUAUACAGCCAUACACUACAUCAUUUAAGAAAGGUGAUCUUAUCAUUCAGGAAGUCAGCACAUCUACCCAAACAAAGCCAGAUAGAAAUGUGUCAAAUAGAAAGUUAAGUCCAGAAGAAAUUGAGCAACUUUACACAAAAGUUGAUAUGAAGAAAAAGAAGAGGGACCGAGAAGAGGCACAACUAACAAAAAGAAAUGAAGAGGAAGAAAAUAAUGAUCGUACCUUUGAAAAAACACUGUCUUUAGAAGUGAGCAAAGACCAACAAGCAUUAGCAAAUGUAACUGAAAACAAAAGCAAAGAUUCCUCUCAAGAAAGUGCACACGAAAUCAAAAACGACAGUCUCUCUCAUGAAAUCGCACCUAAAAACGGAAACGAAUCUUUCUUCCAAGAAAACGCACCUAAAAACGAAAACGAAGCUUUCUUCAAAGAAAAUGUACCUGAAAACGAAAACGAACAUUUCUCCCAAGAAAAUGCACCUGAAAACGAAAACGAACAUUUCUCCCAAGAAAAUGCACCUGAAAACGAAAACGAACAUUUCUCCCAAGAAAAUGCACCUGAAAACGAAAACGAACAUUUCUCCCAAGAAAAUGCACCUGAAAACGGAAACGAAGGUCUCUCCCAAGAAAACGCACCUGAAAACAGGAAUUUCUCUCAAGAGAAAAAUUAUUCGCACGACGAAUCCCCGCUGUACGAAGAAGUUAUACCAAAACAAGACGUGGAGGAUAAAAAAUAACAUUUCAUGUAGAAAUAGAUAGCUUGUAACUUUUGUAUACAAUGUAGCAUAACAUUAAUUUUAUUUUCAUAUUUGUAUUUUUAAACUUUUGUGUAUAUUGAGUUAUUUUGGUCAAUAAGAUAGUACACCAACAAAAUAA